Messenger RNA from Besnoitia besnoiti, 4587 nucleotides. RefSeq lists its product as uncharacterized. NCBI's taxonomy places the organism in Eukaryota, Apicomplexa, Conoidasida, Eucoccidiorida, Sarcocystidae. The record is from RefSeq and is a predicted model, not a curated record. The transcript is spliced from 2 exons. Bases 1 to 4587 code for a protein of 1528 amino acids.
AUGGAGCCCAACGCCAGAGUGCACCGGCGGUCGGCUCAGGGGCCCUCUGAGGCCUCUCCCCCCUGGGCGACCUCUCCUUCAGAGGCCUCAGCGCCCGGCCGGCCUCCGGUUUCUUCCGAGUCGCCCUCAGAUUCUGCGUGCGUGUCUCUGCCGCAGCUCCGCGAGCUACUACGCUGCAUCCGCACCUCGAAGGCCGCGGCGCAGCAAGCGGCGGGUGAGGCGCUUCUCAAGAACGGCCGCAGGCUGGCGGAGAUCAGACGCCACCUCGCAGGGGAUCACGCAGAGGUCGCUCGCCUGCGGCAGGUGUAUCGCGCGCUCUCGACACAGAUCCUCGGCGCGGACGGCGAGGCCCUCCACGCCGCCGUAGAGCCACGCGCUGGCAAGGAGACAGCUGAAGCGAGGCGGAGUUUCCCCGAGAGAUGCGAACCCCGCGACGGCGCGGCGAAGGGUCAGGGCCGCCCAGCCGCUUCCAGCGCACCGUGGGAGGAGGUCGCCGGGCGGCCCGAAGAGCAAUGCGCGGCGGCGGAGCCAGGCGUCGCAGGUCAGGCGAGCGCUUCGGCGGACAGCCCCAGGACGCCAGCGCCGCAGAUCCAGAGCUUCGUGGAGACCGUGAAGCGCCGACUGGAGAAGGAGCGCGACCUCGAGGGACGCAUUGAGGCGCUGGCGGAGGCCCGCGAGGCGCUGGACGGCCUCCUCACCCGGCAGAGGCUCCUCGACGCAUGCCGCGCGCUUCUCCCGGAAGACGCCGCGGCUCCAAUCGCCAUUGCGCGGGGUCCGCCGCGAGGCGGGCGGCUGCGAGAGGCAGCCGCAUGCCUGCGCCAGUUUGCCGAGCUCUGGCGAGCGGAUCACGCGAGCCCUUCGACGUCUGCGGAGCUCUGGGCUCGCUUCGCGGCGCUGCGCAGUCCGCAGUCCACCGCGGUGCCUCCUGCGUCUCUCCCUGGAGCCCAGAGGGCCGAGGCGACCCCCGACAGCGACGACGUGCUGCUCGACUUGGAGGUUGGUCAGCUGCGGCUCGCGGCGGCGCUUCGCGACGGGCUCCUGGCGUCGCUGGACGGCGCGUUUUCUGACUGCGUGCGCCUCAGCUCCCGGGCCUUGCACCUGGGCUGCCAGCGGCACCCCGCGGAGCCGGAGACAACUCUCGCGGGCGCGAGUGCAGACGCCGCCAAGGGGCCGUCGGCCGAGGCGAAGGCGAGGCUGCAGGAGGUCUGGACUGCGUUCGAGUCCCUCGGCGUCCUCGAGGAGCGCGUCGGCACUUUCGGCCGGAAGUUGCAACGCGAGCUUCUGACGCCUCUCAUUGAGGUGCUGGAGGGCGGAUGCGGCGACAGGGAAGGAGACGCGGCCAGGGGCUCUGUCUGCGGAGUUCUUCGGCUGGAGUGUGGCGUCGAGGGCAGCGCGUGCCGCGACGCCGCAGCGUCGCCUGCUCGCGUCUCAGAAACCGCCGUGUCCUCCUCUGGGGGUCGCGCGGAGAAGAAGGAGGAAAGCAGGGCUCCCGCGCUCUGCCUCACGUGGCAAUGGGUUUGUUGCUCUUCGUCUGCUGCGGCGGGUGCCGCCUUGUCGUGUGGGUCGUCGCGGCCUGUCGCGGGGUCGCCUGGCGCGGCGUGGACGCCGUCAGCUGGACCUGCGCUCGCGCCUUCGCCGUCGUCCGCCGCGGUUUCCUCGGCGUUCUCUGCUCGCGAGUUUUCGUGUGCGAGGCGCUUCGACCGGCUCCGCUUUGCAUGCGAGGCGAUGGAGAGUCUCGUCGCAGUUGUUGCCUCCCACGUGCUGCUGAGUCACCCCUCGCUCCUCGCGCGCUUCGCGGCGGCCGCCUUCCCGCGGGCGUUUAUGGAGCGGCUUCUCGCGAACUUCCUUCCAUACGCGGCUCUGCGGGCGGACCCCGCGGCUGAGUCUCUGAGCGGCAAUGAGAGAAGUGCAGAGAGCCCGCCGACGCGCAAAGGCGAGGAAGCGCGGGGGGAGGCGGAGGCGGAGGCGAAGGCGGAGGAUCGCAGCGAAGGCGCUGAAAGCGACCGGAUUGUGGAGACGUGCGUUGAAGCGGCUCUGGCGUGUGUAGAUAGCGACCGCGAAAAGGCGGAACGGGCGAAUGGCAGAACGGAUGGAGGCGUCUUUGAGAGCUGGCUGGGACUGGAGAGUUCCAAGCGCAGGCAGGCGGAGACGCUCGCUUCAGUAAUGACACGUGGCGCGAAGCGAAACGUGCAGGUGAACUCCGGGAACCUCUCCCAGCGCACGGGGGACUCCAUGCCCUCCGUGGAGGACGUCUGCCUGUCGGCCGCUCUCCUUUUUCGCCUGCAUCACAGCCUCUCGCAGGCGCUUCUCCCUCACGCGUCUGCUUUGCAUGCGCCCGACUCUGCGUGUUUUCCGGCGUAUUUUGCUGCGGAGUUCUGCGAGACGGCGCGCGUGCGCGUGGAGAGUCUGCUUCUGAACGCUCGCGUGGAGCUCCUGCGCAGAGCGCGCGCCGCCUGGCUUCUCUUCCCCCCCGUGGAGAGCGGCCCCGAAGCGCUCCUGCGGGGCUUGCUACUUUCUCAGUCUCGAUACCACCCGCGAUACCGCUCCGACCGGGAGUUGAAACCGAGCAAGGCAGGCGCUGAGGCAGAGGCGCCGGAAGAAGGAAAGGGGGGCGGAGGCGAUGGCUGGCCGCCACUGUUCGUCGCAGUCUCUGAUGCGACUGAGCUCUGGGGCUUCCGGGCCCUGGUUCCGGCACUUCGCCAUUGCCUCUCCUCUUGGCGCCCGCCCGAGGAGGGCGCGCUGCGUUACGAGGUCGCAGUGCUCAGCCGAGCCGUGUGCGGCAAUCUGCCUGAAGGCGUGAUGGGCCUCGCGCCUUUCCGCGUAGCCGCAGGGACGCACUUCGUGGUAUCGCGGCUCCUCGCGUCGCUCCGCGCCGCCGCCGAGAGUCUCCGCGCGGAGCGCGACCUGCCCGCCUCUCGCCAAGGAUCCUCGACCGAGGUUUGCGACGGCGUGCGUUGCCAGACGAGGGAGAGAGACUCAGAGGCGAGUUGCAGCUGGGGAGAGCGACAGAGCGGCGGCGCAGACGACGGAGACGCCGGCAGAGCGACCGCCUCCGCAGCGCGAGUCCGCGCAGAGGACAAGCCAAUGUUGGACGUCGACCUGGAGGCAAGCGACUGCUGGCGUGGCCGUCCGCAGUGGCUGACUCGAGUGCAUGCACGACGGCGAGCGGACGCGUUGGCUUGGGAGGCCGUGGGGCUGCGCGAGGCAGCCCGCCAGCGCCUCGUGGAAAUCCGGGACUUGGCGCUGCUCUUUGUCACUUUGAGAUGUGCUGACCCUGCGCGGCAUGCGGUGGGUCUCGACCCGCUAGCAUGCGCGGCUCUCUACGUCGACUGCGAGUACUUUGUGCAGCAUCUGCUGCGUCUGCCGCUCUCGUUUUCGCUGUUUUUCUCGGCUGCCGGCGGCGCCUCUUUUGCUGCGUCUUCCAGUUUGCAUGCGCCCUCAGAGCGGAGAGGGGGCGAGGGCUCGAGCGAGGCAGCGUACAGCCCGUCUGUUCUGGCGGCUCUGAAGGAGCUUUUCCGCUUCAGCCUCGCGCGCGCGCCGUUCUCCGCGGAUGGCGCUCCUCUUUCUGCACCGCCGACUCUCCGCGCGGCUUCCACAUCGUCUGGCUCGCAUUCAGCUGCCUCAGCGGCGACUCGCGGAGAAACCCCGACGCCCCUCGAGGGGCUCGCCGCUCUCUCUGAGAAAUCGCCGGGGGGCAGGUGCGGCGACCUCCUUCCUGUGUUUCUAGUCGAGACGCUGGGGUCGAUAAAGCAAAUCCAGGAGAGCGCCUAUCUGGGCAUGCUGCGCCGCGAGCAAGAGAUCUACAAGCUCGCCGCGUCUCGCAUCUUCUCGGCUUCUCGCGCGUCGCUCGCGCGCGACGGGUGUGGAGAAGAGCGAGCGAGUGGUUUAGAAGGCUGCAGAGGCGAGGCUGAAGCGGGUUUCGACGGACGCGUUUUUGCCGACUUUCACCUCGCUCACGCCGAAGCCGUUCUCACUGAGGCUACUCGCCACCUGCGCCAGACCGCCCAGCAGUGGCUGGGCAUUCUGCCUCAGCAGGUGUACGUCGAGUCGGUAGCACUGCUCUCAGACGCGUGCAUGCAGGCCUUUUUCUCUGCUUUUUCGCGGCUUCUUCUUCCUCUUUCUUCGGCAUUUUCUUCCUCGUCUUUCGGCACGUCGCUCCCUGCCACUUCGCCGCAGGAGCGCACGCGCGCCGUCGCGUAUCUCAUUUCCUUUUUGUUGACUGAACUGCGUGCGGUCUUCGCGCUCCAUAUGGACUCGCCGCGGGUGUCUCCGUCUGAGGCCUCUCCGCUUCUGGAGACAGUCGACGCGUCGCUGGAGGCGCCUUGCACUGCGCGCAUCGAGCGCUUUGUCGAAUUUUUCGCGAUUCUCGAGGCGAUGAAGGUCGUUCUUGAGACCGAAGAAGAGCUGCUGCUGCAGCAGGUCUGGCCGCACUACGGACAAAUUCUCAGGCAAAAAGUUGACGAAAAAACGAUCGACCGGAUCCUCUCCACCAGCCUCUGUCUGCUCACCCUCGCAGACACGCGCUGCGCGAGCGACGCCAUGCGACAGCACGCCAGCGACAUCGCCAGGCUUCUCCUGCAGACAUAA